GGUGUAUCGGAAUUAAUAUAAUUUGGGUUGAACGAAUGACUGUGCCCCAAGACAUUCGCUAGGUAAUAUUCACAGCUUCACGGAAUUGAGACGUGCUGACCUGUUGUAGAGGAUCAUUGUAAACUCUAGACAGUGACUGCUGAAAUUGGAAGAAAAAAACAAUGUCUAAAACCAAAUCAAAAUCAAGAUCUGGCUCAUCCCGUUCCGUAUCCCGCUCUCGAUCUCGUUCGUUUUCAAAAUCAAGGUCUCGUUCAAGGUCUCUUUCACACACACGGAAGCGUAGGCACAGUUCUAGGUCGCGCUCAAGAUCUUACUCUCCUAGCUAUAAUAGAGAGAGGAACCAUCCUAGAGUUUACCAGAACCGGGAUUUCCGCGGUUACAAUCGAGGUUACAGACGACCAUACUAUUUUAGAGGACGUGGUAGAGGAUUUUACCCCCGAGGCCAGCACAACCGUGGUGGAUAUGUAAACUACCGUCCUAACUGGCAGAAUUACAACCGUCAACCUUAUAGCCCUCGCAGGGCCCGUUCUCGCUCACGAUCUCCCAAGAGGAGAUCCAUGUCACCUAGAUCUAGGAGCCACUCAAGAAAUUCAGACAAGUCCUCCUCAGACCGUUCUAGGAGGUCUUCCUCUUCUAGGUCAUCCUCCACACACAGCAGAGAGGAGACUUCAAAGCGCAAGUCCAGGAAAGAAAAAAAGAUUCAUUCCAAGGAACAAAGAGGAUCGGUCCAGACAGCAGAUGAUGAUUCAAAGGAACAUUCAGCAUCUGGGGCAGGAGACACUGGGGGCAAAAAUGAUGGAUCCAAAUCAUGGCAGGAUAUGGAGGCCUAUGACACAAGCCCAGUUCCGCAACAUAGCCCCAUAGAGCGUGCUCCAACACUGAAAAGCUCUGUUCAGUCUGUGGUAGUGAGGCGUUGCUCUCCCAGGCCCAGCCCUGUCCAAAAGCCUAGUCCUCCCUCUCCCUCUGUCUUACAGAGCAGCGGCUCCUUCCGGGCCUCUUCUCGACAGAGUCCAUUCGAUCAUAGCUUGAGCCCACCAAGGAAGAGUCCUCUAACCAAAAGCCCACCAUCAUUGGGCUCACUGUACGGUAAUCAAAAAGAAGAGGGUCGAUCUGGUGAAAUGUCUGCUCCCAUAGGAACUGGAUAUAAAAGGUUCAUGGAAGAGCAGAAGAAUAAGGCAUCUGAACUGGAAAAAGAGAAUGGGAAAGAUAAGAUGUCUAGUCUAGAAAAAAUGAAGGAUCGCAGUAGUCCUACAGAUUUUGCUAUGAAUGAGCUGGAGCGUGCAUAUAAGAAGAGCCAAUCGCCAAAACGCUACAAAAUGCGAGAGGAGUUGGAAAAAUUUAAAUUAGCUGAGAUGCGUUUUGCAAAAGAGGAAGCUGAGCAAGAGCGAAAAAGCAGAUCAAGGAAGGAUUCUGACAGUGACUCCAAGAAUCAAGAUCCAUAUGAUCCUGCCAAAUGGGAAGAACUUUCCUUUAUACCAACCACGAAGGAGAAACGGAGGAAGUCUGAGGAUAUCGAGGAUGAACUUUAUUCAGAGCGGCCCAGGAAGGAGGAGAAGCCCUCCAAGAAAGGGGAAUCAUCUCACAAAGGAUUCCUGCCAGAGAAGAACUUCAAAGUGACAAGCUUCAAGGGUGCAAAGGAUAGGAGUGAGUCUCCUCCACUGAGGAAAUCUGAAAAAAUGUCAGCCAAGGAUGAAGCGCCCUUCUCCAAAUCUGCUUUUUCCAUUAGCAGAGAAGCGGGCCCUAAUGUCCGCCUUGACUCCUUUGAUGAGGACCUUGCUCGCCCAAGUGGAGUUUUGGCUCAUGAACGGAAGUUAUCUCGCGAUCUUGUUCACAGCAAUAAAAAAGAUCAGGAGUUCAAGUCUAUAUUUCAGCAUAUACAGUCUGCGCAAUCUCAGCGCAGCCCAUCAGAGCUUUUUGCUCAACAUAUAGUGACCAUUGUCCAUCAUGUAAAAGAGCACCAUUUUGGCCCGUCAACCAUGACACUCAGUGAACGUUUCACUAAAUAUCUAAAGAAAACUAAAGAUCAGGAACCAUCAAAAAGUCGUAAAAGUCCAGAAAUUCACAGGCGAAUCGAUAUUUCUCCCAGUGCUUUUAGAAAACAUGGAUUUUUGCAUGAGGAACCAAAACAUUCAAAGGAGGGAAGCCAUAAGGCUGAUGGAAAAUACAGGGAAGAGCCCUCUGAUCUGCGGCAGGACAUUGAGCGCCGCAAAAAACACAAGGAUUCCAAGCGUGACCACUCCCGGGAUUCUGGGGAUUCUAGAGAUUCAAGCCGCUCCAGAGAGCGGUCGCCUGAGAAAAUUGAGAAGCCCAGGAAAUCUUCCAAAAAGCACAAGAAGCACAGGAAAGUGCGUGAACGUUCUCGCUCCUCCUCUUCGUCAUCUCAUUCAUCCCAUUCUUUGAGGGCAAACGUGCAAGAAGACUUCCCCGCAGAGGGUGAGGAUAAAGAAGAAAGUGCCACAGCCUUCGACAAGGCACGUGCAGGCAGCAAGGAGUUUCAAGGAACUACUGAUAGAGGACGAGGCCGUGGUACCUUUCAAUUCAGACCAAGAGGAACAAGGGCAUGGGGUAGAGGAGGUGUGUUUCCUGGAAAUAACAACAACAACAACAAUGAAUUUCAAAAACGAAAUAGAGAUGAAGAAUGGGAUCCAGAAUACACACCUAAAAGCAAGAAGUAUUAUCUGCACGACGAUCGGGAAGGGGAGAACGAAGAGAAAUGGGUGAACCGUGGGAGAGGUCGCGCCAGCUUUCCACGUGGCAGGGGAAGGUUCUUGUUUCGCAAGCCUGGCGCAAGUCCGAAGUGGUCCCAUGACAAGUUCAGCGGGGAGGAGGGAGAAAUUGAGGAAGAUGAGAGUGGAGCAGAAAACAAGGAUGAGAAAGGCAACAGUAUGCCAAAUAUGGAGUAGGCUUUAAGUUUGUAUCAUUUAUGAACUGUGGCAGCAGGAGAAUGCCCCUGAAUUCCUGUGCCCUGAACAGCAGCAAUUACACAGGCACAGAAGGCUAAGUCUAAAAAGCCUUCUGUUAUAUAUUUCCCUCCCUAUGUCUGCAUUGAUUGCUAGACCUUUUUUUUUUUGUUGUUUUUAAUUUUUUUAAAAUCCAUUUAUGAAAGUGUGAAUGUACCCUUUUACUUAUGUUCUUCUUUAAUAGAAAUGAGGGAUGCUAGGAUCCUAUGAAUGAUUUACUGCUGCCAUCCAUAAACUGCCCACCUGUGUUUUUUGAUCUCCUUUGGCUCAAACAUGUUGACUUAUGAAACCUUUCCAAAUACCAAUCAUAUGUCUCACGUUUUCAUGUCUGUUAUGGUUGACAAAGUUGCUGCUUUUUUGUUUUUGGUUCUUUUGUAUCUUUCCCCUUUUAAGAUUAUGUAGUGUACUACAGUUACUAUAAUGAUGGUAUCCUUUUUAGAGAAAUAUUUUGAAGCCUUGUAUAAUAGGUGGAGGGUAAACAAAAUGGUGUUGAAAUAAACAUUAAACUUGGGGAACAAA
Molecule: messenger RNA, 3479 nt
Organism: Pelobates fuscus (common spadefoot toad)
Lineage: Eukaryota; Metazoa; Chordata; Amphibia; Anura; Pelobatidae
Gene: THRAP3
Product: thyroid hormone receptor associated protein 3
Exons: 12
Coding region: 162-2903 (913 amino acids)
Biological process (GO): positive regulation of transcription by RNA polymerase II
Cellular component (GO): mediator complex
Molecular function (GO): DNA binding; transcription coregulator activity
Source: RefSeq, a predicted model, not a curated record